CCUGUUUAGACACGUCCCACAAGGGGCGGGUAUGAAACAACACACACACUCACACACUUGGACACAGAAGGAUGAGUUGCUGUGUGCACACACUCUCCAAAGGUCACUCUGGAUUUCUCAGGUCUAAGGAUGGACGGCGUCCUGGAGUCGACGAUCGCUCUGUGUGGAUGCAAAGUGUUGUGCAGCUUUCUCUGUCUUCCUGCUUUCAAAGACUCCAUCUCCUCGGUCAGCCUGUGCUGCGUUAGCCUCUUACUCUUCACCGAUCUCUCCAUCACUAUGUUCCUGGUGUACCUCUGGUCCGCCGCGCCCAGGCCGAUGUCUUUUGACCCGUCUUCCGACGUCAUCGCUCUGCGCUUCAUGCUGUUCCUUAGCGACACGUACGAAGCCGUGUUGAUGCUGACCCCGCUGCUGGUGGCUGUGGAACUGCUGGCUCGUCUCUUAUGGGGCGUCGAGACUGCGAUGCCAAUGGUGGACGAAAAGGAGGCUAAAGAGGACACGUUUUUAAAGGAUGUUGACAGAGAUACCUGGGAUACUGGACGACGACAGAAAGAAGAAAACAACAUGGUGGUGUUAAAAGCUUUAGGUUUCCUGGGUUGCCUCAUGCUGUGGUUCAUGUGUGGGACAUUCGCCGGGUUUAGCUGGAGGCACGAGCAGGUGGUGGUGAGAUCCUGUCUGGAAGAAGGCAGCUUGCUCUCGACGUGCCUCCCCUGCCUCCUCACCACUUCUUCGCCAGUUAGCGGCCAGCUAUUUUGGGCUUUACCUGCCGCUGUUCUCUUGCUAGUGUUCACCGCAGUCGUGAGCUUAAUCGCAGCAAAGCUGACCCCUAGAAUUGUUAAUCCGGAGCUGCUCGCAUGCGUCAAGAACACUCCGCAAACACAUCCGCCCACGCCCGAGAGGACCUCUAUUGCUGCUGUGAGCGUCUCACACAAUUGCCAUGUUGACUCAGAAAAGACAGCCAACAGCUGCGCCAUUCACAGCUCGCAUAAUAAGCGGCAGCAGACUCACGGAAAGCCGGAGCCAUUAUCUUGGAGAACAGAGCUGGCUGAUGGCUGUAAAUUAAACAGCGAGAGCGUCACGCUCGUCUUACCGGCCCCCGGCGCGGCCCCGCACCCUCACAAGAGCCGGCUUUGGCAGAGUGUUCGGGAAAGUCCCUGCUCGAGGGGAGAGAUGAUGACUGGGCUGCUGUGUGGACUGCUGGUCUGUGUCUUUCCUACAGUUCUCAGCACCAACAUCCUGCUCGUCAGCAACCUGGACACUCUUGCUGUGUAUGUUGUGAAACAUCUGCUCACUCCACUGCACGCUAAAUGACAGGUUAAGGCAGAUACGUGUUCGCACAGCACACCUCCUGCUGAACAUUCCUAACAUUCUGAGGUUAUUUGUAAAAUUGAAAGCUCUUGACAGGUUCGAGUGCACACACGAACUGACUUUUUUUUAAUCGUAAGAUCAUCUUCAGUAACUGGUUUAUCCUGGUCAGGGGUGAAGUGGAAAUCCUAUGUACUCUCGCCAGCUUUACUGAUGAAACCAGCACGUGAAGGAAACCGGAGGACACUGAGGAUACCGACAUGGAGAACUGUUACUUCUGGUGGUGGUUCCAUCGGACAGCCUGUCCACUACAGGGCACCACACACACACACACGCUUGCAGAUAGGGGCAAAAUCAUUGUAGCUUCAUUCUCCUCUCAGCAUGUUUCUGGAAGGAAACUGGAGGAAACCCGUAAGGUCAGGAGAACAACAUGCAGAGAAACUCCUCAUGGAUCAGAACCUCAGGAUUAGCUGUGAAAAGGCAACAUGUGCACGCAGGUUUUUGGGCAUUGUAUCGAGAGAUGUUUCAGAUAUCGUCUGAAUGAUUGAAUGAAAAUGAAUGAAUGACUGAAUGUUAAGUCUUUAUUAAAUGCAUAACUGCAUGA
This is a messenger RNA of Hemibagrus wyckioides, 1906 nucleotides long. RefSeq lists its product as uncharacterized. The record is from RefSeq and is a predicted model, not a curated record. The coding region runs from base 130 to 1308 and encodes 392 amino acids. The transcript is spliced from 3 exons. Lineage: Eukaryota; Metazoa; Chordata; Actinopteri; Siluriformes; Bagridae.